UAAAGACCGCGCGCGGCGACCGCGGGUCCAGCACUGCUGAGGAGCGGAGCCUCCGACUUGGGGGCCCCUCCUAUCCCUGGCUGUCCCCCAACUGCGCGUCCCCGCCCCACCCCCGCGACAGAGCCACUACUGGUACAGUGGUCUCCGCUUGGCAGAAGAGCCUUGAGCGGUCAUCCACCCCGUUCCACAGCCUCUUUCCAUCUCGAAUUUCGGGGCGGCCCCCUCCCCCACCUCUCCCUGCCUCUUUGCACCCCUCUUUUUUCUGCGUUUCGCUCGGGUUUUGUAGCCGUCUGUUUUUGCACCCCUUUUCGUUUUGCUUCUAGGCGGUUUGGGAGGGUGAAGCUGCAUUCAUACCCCUUCCCCUUGUUAUCCUUCCCCUACCCUGCUAGGCCCCCUUUUCAUCGCAGUCGGGGGGCCUAGGAUCGGUGCAUCUUCCGCCACGUUGCCUGCACCCCGCAGCGCGUGGCCGUGCACCCCGGAAUUUGCAGCAGCUGCAUAUCUUAGCGGGGUCUCAUUAGCCCCCGCCGCCUUUGCUCCAGGCGCUCUCGGGUGCGUGGAGGGCUACAGCGCGCGGCGCCCCCGCUUCUCCGCAGCCCCCAGGCCCUCGCGGGGACUCGCCCCGCUCCGCCGAGAUGGUCAUCCAGAAAGAGAAGAAGAGCUGCGGGCAGGUGGUUGAGGAGUGGAAGGAGUUCGUGUGGAACCCGAGGACGCACCAGUUCAUGGGCCGCACCGGGACCAGCUGGGCCUUUAUCCUCCUCUUCUACCUCGUCUUCUAUGGCUUCCUCACCGCCAUGUUCACCCUCACCAUGUGGGUGAUGCUGCAGACUGUCUCUGACCAUACCCCCAAGUACCAGGACCGGCUGGCCACACCAGGCUUGAUGAUUCGCCCCAAGACUGAGAACCUUGAUGUCAUUGUCAAUGUCAGUGACACUGAAAGCUGGGACCAGCAUGUUCAGAAGCUCAACAAGUUCUUGGAGCCUUACAAUGACUCUAUCCAAGCCCAAAAGAAUGAUGUCUGCCGCCCUGGGCGCUACUAUGAACAGCCAGAUAAUGGAGUCCUCAACUACCCGAAACGUGCCUGCCAGUUCAACCGGACCCAGCUGGGCGACUGCUCCGGCAUCAGAGACCCCACCCACUAUGGUUACAGCACAGGGCAGCCCUGUGUCUUCAUCAAGAUGAACCGGGUCAUCAACUUCUUUGCAGGAGCAAACCAGAGCAUGAAUGUUACCUGUGCUGGGAAGCGAGAUGAAGAUGCUGAGAAUCUUGGCAACUUUGUCAUGUUCCCUGCCAAUGGCAACAUCGACCUCAUGUACUUCCCCUACUAUGGCAAAAAGUUCCACGUGAACUACACGCAGCCCCUGGUGGCCGUGAAGUUCCUGAAUGUGACCCCCAAUGUGGAGGUGAAUGUGGAAUGCCGCAUCAAUGCCGCCAACAUCGCCACAGACGAUGAGCGAGACAAGUUCGCCGGCCGCGUGGCCUUCAAACUCCGCAUCAACAAAACCUGAGGCCCCUUCCUCCCACCCCCAUCUCUCUCCUGUGGAUGCUUCUGGAAUGUCCCUGACCCUGCCUGAUCCCUCCCUCACCCACCCCAAAGGUAUUUUUUAUAACAGAGCUAUGACUUGUCUGAGCCUCACACCCUUUUCCUUGACUUCUCAGCCCAGCCUGAUGUCCACUGUGAGUCCCUGGCCACACACAGUUCCCACCAUCUUCUCCCAACCUUAGCUCAGUCGGAGACAGGGAGCUGGGCUGCCAAGAUGGCCACAGAAGAGCAGGAGCCUUUCUAGUUCUGGUUUAGCUGUGAGAGCUACUCACCUCUCCUGCCCUCCUAUCCGGAGUGCUAUAGCAAAUAUCCACUGACCUACCCACCUACAAACGUGCACGCGCGCACCCCCCCCACCCAGGUUCAGCCCUUUGCUUCCCAGAGUUGAACGUGGUACUCCCUCCUGCCAUUUCUAAGCUUCCUCCCUCGUCUACACAGUUGCUGUCUUGGUGACUUUGACCUACCUGGCUCCUUUGGCAGGGCUUUUCCCUCCUCUCCAUCCCUAUUCCUGCCUCUGAAAGGCAGCCAUUUGUAUUUGAGGACAAGGUGGUUCUGUGGCCUUUUCCCUCUUUCCUGGCACAUCCUGCUUCUCACCCUGUGGUGAUUCCGUGAGCUCGGAAAUGAGAGACUAGAAGAGAAGCCCCUGUUGGCCCUUGAGAACUCUCUAGCAGCCCCUGACUCCGAUUUCUUCCAGGUUUCUCCUAUCACCCAAAUAGCCACUGCCCAGGGGGGCGGGGCUGACCUAGGCUGAAUAUCCACUUUGUUUUUGCCGAUGGCUCCCCUCCCCCAUUGGCCUUCCCAGAAUAUCCUUCAAGUUCACUUCCCAGGGAGCCCUGGGGGAGGGGCAGCCAUUUUGGCUGCGUCCCCAGCGGCCACCUUGGAAACAUUAGCUGGCUAUGGGACUAUUCCACCUCCUUCCCCUGAGCCCAGAUCUGCCCCCACCAUCCUCUCUCUCUGGCUUUGCUUAGCAAGUUAUCAACUUAUCACUAACUCCUUCCCUCUCCUCCGCAUGCCAGCCUGAAAGUUCCAAAUACCCUCCUCAAUCUAGGCUCCGAAUUUCUUGGCUCCAUCUCCUUCAGACCCCUUUGCCUUUAAAAAAAAAAAAAAAAAACCCAUAAUGCCCAUAGAAUGUUCAAUGAGGGGCCUUCUCCUGCUCUGAAUAUUCUUUAGCUGUAGAGGCAUUUUAACUCUUUCUCCUCCAGUGUCCCCUCACUUCUUCAGCCUCUCUAACCUCCCUUUUCUUUUCUUAAUGCUGCAGCCUCCACGCCCCACCCACAGACCGACCCUUCCGUUUUUUCUCUUGCUGGAUCUGUGUCUCUUCCCUUUGGGUCCCCAUGUUUUCCUGCACCUCCCCGCCCCAGUGGUCUCUCUCUGCAGUUAUUUAAUGCCUGUGUCAGAUCUACUGUAAAAAGAGGAUAAAGUACAAUAAAAUGAGAGCAAUUAUAUAUAUAAAUAUAUAUCAUAUACAGA
Molecule: messenger RNA, 3010 nt
Organism: Lemur catta (Ring-tailed lemur)
Lineage: Eukaryota; Metazoa; Chordata; Mammalia; Primates; Lemuridae
Gene: ATP1B2
Product: ATPase Na+/K+ transporting subunit beta 2
Exons: 7
Coding region: 633-1505 (290 amino acids)
Biological process (GO): intracellular potassium ion homeostasis; potassium ion import across plasma membrane; sodium ion export across plasma membrane
Cellular component (GO): sodium:potassium-exchanging ATPase complex
Molecular function (GO): ATPase activator activity
Source: RefSeq, a predicted model, not a curated record